Molecule: messenger RNA, 1988 nt
Organism: Vanessa atalanta (red admiral)
Lineage: Eukaryota; Metazoa; Arthropoda; Insecta; Lepidoptera; Nymphalidae
Product: transmembrane 7 superfamily member 3-like
Exons: 9
Coding region: 342-1982 (546 amino acids)
Source: RefSeq, a predicted model, not a curated record
UAAAAUGUACCAAUAAAAACCUUUAUUAUUCUUAAUCUCAUAUUUAUCACGAUUUCUCAGUUCACUGUGCUCUGUUAUAAUUGAGGUUGAGUGUAAUUGUUUGAUGUUAUUUUUACUACUUUUACUAAUGGCUAAAGUAAAAUCAGAAUUCCAACAAACGUAGUUACUACGUUCAUUGAUUUAAUCAUCUGUCAAAAUUAACAGCUGAUAGUCGUCUAAGAAUUUGUGACAACUAUAAUUAAAUAACAUUUUGUUUACCUAAAAAAAGGAGGCGUGACUCAUUUGAAGAGAUUAACAAUUUUAUUAUAGUAAUGAAUUAAUUGUGAUAAAAGCUCUCUAACAUGAUUAAAGUAAAUAUAUUGCAUGUGCUUCUAAUAUUUAUAUUGGCCAGGACAAUCAGCUGUCAAAAUAUUAGUAUUACAUUGCCUCUAAAUAAAACAAUAUCAUGGGGUAACAGAGAGAUCUAUGGUGGUUUCGCUAAUCUCAAUGCGUCAUCAACACUACAAGUUGACUUUACAAAUGUCAAUAAAAAUAUAUCCUACAUAAUAUUUCAAGUGCACAGUCAUUUACAUAAUGUUACAUUAUAUAAUAAUACUUAUAUAAAAGGUUCAUACGUAUCCGGAACUAAUGUUGGACUGUAUAGCAGUGUUAAACCGAAGCUAGAUACAUUUUAUGUAUACAAUCCGAAUGUGAAUAUAAAUUUGAAAUUGUAUUUGUCUGUGCAUGGAUAUGAAAAAUCAGACCCGAUACCAGGUGGUUGUAAUAUGGAAUUUCCCAUACCGAUAUCACCGUUCAUACAAACCUCGUAUAACAAAGAUUACAUCUUAGUUGAUGCUGCAGCAGCUAGAGAUUCGUCAGAUAUGAUUUGUAAUACUCUUGAUAAGGUGGUAGUGUUUUUCUACAAAAUGUAUUUGCCUGAAAGAAACUAUGAUGCUGAUACAUACUUUGAUGGUAUAAAAAAUAUGAUUACAAUGGAUGCCAUUGAUAAUUUUGGUGAAUUUAUCCCUGAAAAUGGCGAUCGCAUGCGUCGCAUGCUAAGCGCCUAUCCCGGUACUGGCGCCGUGUAUGUAGCCGUUGCUAUUAGCACGCUGAACGCAAGCUCGUAUUCGGUAUACGUACCGACAUAUUCUUAUGCGUGUUCACCUUUGGUGGAUGGCGGUUGUGAAUUAUUAGAUGACUUCCUGUCACAGAUACUCUGUGCUUCGCUAUUGUUCGUCGGACUGUUCAUAUGUUUCUUCGGACACAGGUUUUUCAAGACUGAAAUGUUUUUAGUUGGUUUAAUAAGCGGCGUUAUUAUAACAUAUAUUUUCAUAUCCCUCACCGCAGACCUGGAUAGACCUGCUUUGCUAGGUGCGUCUGUGUUGUCUGGCAUAUGUUUUGGUGCGAUUUGGCUAUUAUUCUGGUGGUUCUAUGGCAUACCACUGAUAGCUGUUCUCUUGUCGACGCUCAACGUCGGCUUCUUGUUCUCUGCCAUAAUCUAUUAUGGAUUACCAGGUGGUCUCCUUGCUCUACAAGUAGAUCUUAACUUUUGGACCCUGUUCGUUCUUGUCAUGUUGAUGACGUCACUGAUGCUAGUGUCUAUGACUUUCCUCUCGAACAUUCUAUGCUGUUCGAUACUCGGCGCGUACGCGACUAUAUUCCCUUUCGACUAUUACUUAGGGUCGAAUUUGAAAUACAUUAUCAUAAACACAGUACGAAGGGCAGUCGUACCGCAAUUCAAUAAGGCUAUACUUUCACCGCCCUUUGAAUGGAGGGAUGCAAUAAUUUCUUUGUUAUGGGUGGCCCUGGCGACUUCCGGUUUCCUUUUCCAACACUUCCAAAACCGAGGCAGGCCACCUUUUCCUCCACCGCCAAGGAAUAUUAGACCCGUGCCAUCACAUUUGUACUACGGUACCACUGAUUCAAGCAGACGUAGAUACGAAACGGCGACCACAGUAAUACCAACAGCAAUUCAUACCGAGAGAACGUCAUUAUUAGGAUAAGUUAUC